GGUUUCAUGUCGUUGGAAGAUACUUGCGAUCAAAGAUUUUUUGCAAGGUGGUUCUGCCAACUUCGCGCAAACUUUUUGUGUACGAUGAAACUUUUUUUGGUGGAGUUAAUAAAAUCUAUGGACAACAGUUCAAGUUUAGAUAUUUCAAUGAAAUGCAUACACGACGAACUUUUAAGAACAGCGGACUUACACUAUUUCGUAGCACAUUCAUUCUUUGAUAUAGACGAGGAAAGUUUGACCAUUUUGGAAUCAUAUCCUUUUGUUAGAAAGCUUUUACAUGAGCACAACUUGAAUAGGCCUGUCGACUCUUUGUUACUUCCACUAAUUCGGCUUGCAAUGAAUGACGAGUUUUCAAAUAAUUCUCGACAAAUAAGAGAAAUUGAUCAAAGAAAGAAUAAAGUACAAUUCACCUUGCGUGGCCGCUGCAUUCGCAUCUUGAAAGACAUCGAAAUCUUUCCCAAGAAAUCCUCAAUGGAAGCUUUAUUGUUCGUACGUAAAUUCGUGUUCGAAAUCCUAAGCGUUCCUAUAAAUCUACCACCCUUCUUCUUUAAUAGGCAAAAAGGAACUCAUAUCCAAUGGUCAAAAAUUCCUAAUUUUGAAGGGAUUCGAAUAAUUUCAGGUCAACAGAAGUUGGUGUUAAACUUAGAAGGGUCUGUGUAUUUAUGCCCAAGUAAAGUCUCAAGAAGAAUGCAGAGUAUUCAGAUAAUUAUUUUCGGUUCAAAUGAGAAUUUAUUUGAAUUUUCGAAUCCCGAAGAUACUAUAUAUGACAAUUACAGAAUAUCAGAAAUUGCUUUGGAUCAUUAUGGGCACAUCGCUAAGGACAAGGACUCGGUUCAACACAGCUUAGUUACUGUCUGUAGCGUGCCAAUCUCAAAUAAUUCAUUCUCCUGCUCAGUUCUUGUCACUUUUCCGUUGGACAAUGAUGAUUGCAG
Molecule: messenger RNA, 932 nt
Organism: Acaulospora morrowiae
Lineage: Eukaryota; Fungi; Glomeromycota; Glomeromycetes; Diversisporales; Acaulosporaceae
Source: the annotation of a GenBank genome assembly